AUGCUGAUUUACAUAAAUUACAACAACAAGCUGGUAACUGAUGGCGCCGACAGCGCAGCCAGCGGCCAUAGCCGAUCUGGAAAGCAGCGCAUAUAAGCCAAGUGGAGCGACCAGAAAUGCAACCAUUGCCCUCAAGCAAUCCAAAGCAAAACGUGCUCAAACGAACGCGACGCGAUAGCAACAACCAAGCUAGCAAGCAUUCAAGGAUUACCACAAGGAUAACACAUAGAAACUCACCAAAUCGAACUCAAUUCGAAAAUGCGCUCCACAUCAGCUCAGUUAGUGCUCGGCUGCGUCGCCGCUCUGCUGGCCCUGGCCGAGGCACGUCCUCAGUACGGCUACGAGCAGCCGCAGACUAGCGAUCUCUUUACGGGCGGCGUUGGCCUGACGGGCCUGCCGAACCCCGGCGGCCAACUGGUGCUGCCGAGCCCGGUGGGCCAGCUGCAGCAGGUACAUCGCGGCGGCGACAAGUACCUGCCGCCGGCUAGCACCACGCCAGCGCCCAUCAUCAACAAGAAGUUCUAUCUGGUGUCGGCGCCCGAGGAGCGCGGCAACGAGAACAAGGUGAAGCAUCUGGUGCUCGGCAGGCCGCAGAAGAACUAUCGCGUGGUGUUCAUCAAGGCGCCAGCUAGCGACAAUGCCAACGUGAAGUACUCGGCCGAGUUUGCGCCGCAGGAGGAGAAGACCGUCAUCUAUGUGCUGAGCAAGAAGGGCAACGAUCUGGAUGCCAACGAUAUUGCGACACCAGCGCCAACGCAGCCCAGCAAGCCGGAGGUGUUCUUCAUCAAGUACAAGACCGACGACGAGGCCAACCAGGCCCAGAAGGAGAUCCAGGGUCAGUACGACAAGCUGGGCGGCACCAACGAGUUCCAGGAGGACAACAACGCUCCGAUCACCUCCGUCAUCGGCAGCCUCGACAGCCUCAAUCCCGAUGGCAGCUACAACUAUCGCCAGGUCAAUCGCCCCAGCACCAAUCCCUCUACCCAGUAUCUGCCCAGUGCCCUCAAGCUGUAAGCUCCCCCGGCACUCCACACCACCACGCCACGCCACGCCCCUAUCCCCAAACCCAAUCCCCGCCCACACACGCACACAAA
Molecule: messenger RNA, 1094 nt
Organism: Drosophila navojoa
Lineage: Eukaryota; Metazoa; Arthropoda; Insecta; Diptera; Drosophilidae
Gene: TwdlY
Product: TweedleY
Biological process (GO): chitin-based cuticle development
Cellular component (GO): chitin-based extracellular matrix
Molecular function (GO): structural constituent of chitin-based larval cuticle
Source: RefSeq, a predicted model, not a curated record